This is a messenger RNA of Loa loa (African eye worm), 414 nucleotides long. RefSeq lists its product as hypothetical. The transcript is spliced from 4 exons. The record is from RefSeq and is a predicted model, not a curated record. The coding region runs from base 1 to 414 and encodes 137 amino acids. NCBI's taxonomy places the organism in Eukaryota, Metazoa, Nematoda, Chromadorea, Rhabditida, Onchocercidae.
AUGUUCUAUAGAACCGAAAAAACUAAACUGCUUCAGUUAUUAUGUCUAAUUACAACCGUGCUUGCAACGAUAUUUCUUUGGGGGCAAAUGUUACGAUUUGAAGAUGGUAAAACAUUCAUUGGUAGUGUUGCGUCUUGUUCUCAGACCAUCGGAUCAUUAGCCUAUCUUUUCCUGAUUCAUCGGGCAAUAAAACAGAAAGUAAUAGAUUUUAUACCAUUUGGAUCAGUGGCACUCGCAUGGGUUCUGGGAGUGCAUACUGUCAUCUAUAGCAUUGGGAUCAGAAACAUCCAUUUACUGAUAGCGAAUGGAACAUUCAUGGUAUUGGAUGGUUUGCUUCUGUUGAUGUUUUUCAUAUAUCCUACUAAAGCGCCGAAGACAAAGCUAAAUAAUUCCUUCCCAUCAACAUCCAUAUAA